CCCCUUGUAUGAAGAGAAGAGAGGCCCCCCCCCACCAAUUUCCCAUGAUCUUUUCAAGGAAAUAUACCCCGAGACCCCCUCUGAUGCAAUGCCGCUUACAUCAGGCUGCUUGUGUUGGUGACACACUUCACUUCUUCAUCUUCAUGUCAUGAUUUUGAAACCGUCAUUUUUUGGAAAAGUUUUCUUUUUCUUGUGCAAUAUUGUUAAUUACAUCGCAGAGGGAGGCAGAUGUUCCCUCAACGCCUAAACAUGAGUUUAUUCGGCGCCGGCUCCACAAUUCUCUCUUUGCUUUUGGUGUUUUUGUCCCAAGCAGAUUCGCCUCAUUCUGUAGGCGGCACCGUUGAACCGCGUAUGAAACAUCAUAAGAACACGAAUGACGCUCGGGUCACAUCAAAGGCCGAUGGCUGGAACAUUGUCUUCUGUGUGUCCUUUUUUUUUUUUAAAUUAGGAGCUGUAAAUCAACCUGCAUCAGCAACGCAGCCACAGGACAUUAAAGCACGAUAAACAGCCGCACCCAGAGUACGUCUCCACACGCGAGCUGCGGCCGACGGGACAGCUGCGAGUAUUUACCCGCUUAUUGAAGUAUCACUUGUCGCUCGCUCGCUUGAAUUGUUUAGUUGGCAGAAUUUUGUGUCAUCACCGUGGGCUAAAUAUACCCGCCAGAGUUAAAUAAGGGCAUAGAGCAAGCUCAGGAAAGCCCGGCGUAAGAGGAUCCAGCCAGCGAGACGCGGGCCCAAAUCCACAGACUACAUUGUCUCACAGCAGGAAUACAUCAGUGACUAUAAAGGAAAGUAUUUCUCUGUGACACUCUAUCUCCAGGAAUGUUCCACAUGCAUAUCUGCCGCCCGGUAAAGUUCAGCAUGCCGGUGGUCCGUUUUAACACGGGAUUAGGAGGGCCGAGUGGACACAGGACAUCUAAUUAGGGGUGUGAACGGCGCACGUUGCGUCAAGAUUUCAGGGUGGAGCAGGACAAAGACACAGAUUGAUUGACGCGAGAUGCUUUUCAGCAGAAGCGGUUAUCAAUGGGACUUGUUUACCCUUUUUGGUGGCCAUGUGACUCACACUCCCACACCCAUUUGCAGGGCGUUUCCAUGGCAGCAGUGGGGCAUGGAACACUGAGCUCGUAGUCAGCCUGGUCCGCGGGUCCUGAAAUGGAGCCUUGUGGGGGGGGGGGGCAGGGGGUCUCUCACAGGAGCACAGCUCAGCGCUCUCGCUUAUUUUGGGCCGAGGCAGCAGACACUGCAACAAGUACAGAGAGGUUCCUCUGCAGAGAGAGGGAGGGAGAGAGAGGGAGAGAGAGGGAGAGGGAGAGGCUGUGGUGAGAGGCGGUCUGGUCCUGACGUCGCUCCGUCCCGGGGCGUUGAUACGGGCCCUCGGCCGCUCAUCGCUAAUGUUGCCGCGCUGUUCUCAGCUGGCAUCACUUGCCCCGUCACGCAAACAUAAAUGUUGACACGUGACGCGACCCUGGAAGGUUGUUGAUCUGUCUUUAAAAGGAAUUUCUGGGAGGAGUAUUAAUCCUACGCCUAUUGUGUUUCAAGGCCUAGUAUCCUCAAAUACAAGGGAAGUAUACACGUAUUCUCUAAAGGAUACAGAAUAAAAUGUCCUUUCGGUGAUCUAGAAUAACAUAUUAUAUUGUAAGCUUAUACUGUAAGCUUUUCAUUUCAAAUGUCAAAUAAAUGUAGUGGAUUGAAACGUACGAUGAUUCCACGUUAAGCGCCUAAUACGUUUGUGUAUUUGUUUCUUCUGUCCACUUCUCAGUGAACCUUCUGUGAGAUUCUGGCCAGUUGUCCGCAAGCAGGGGAUGACGACUCACUUCAAGACGAGCAAAGCUUUAAAGGUCAAGAAGGAGGUGGGUGAGAAUGCCACGGUGGUCAGCGACGACGAGCUGGUGGCCAUGUCCGUGCGGGAGCUCAACCUGCACCUGCGCGGGCUGACCAAGGACGACGUGGCCAAGCUGAAGCAGCGGCGGCGGACCCUGAAGAACCGCGGCUACGCCGCCAGCUGCCGCAUCAAGCGCCUCACCCAGAAGGAGGAGCUGGAGAAGCAGAAGACGGAGCUGCAGCGCGAGGUCGACAAGCUGGCCCGCGAGAACGCCAGCAUGAAGCUGGAGCUGGACGCGCUGCGGGCCAAGUACGAGGCCCUGCAGUGCUUCGCCCGCUCCGUGACCCGCGGGCCGCUCUCGCCGGGCAAGGUGGCCGCCACCAGCGUCAUCACCAUCGUCAAGUCGUCCAGCCGCGGCAGCCCCAGCCCCAGCCCGUUCUCCACCCUGUCCUAGUGGUGACAGGACUGGGCCCUUGUUCUCCUGCCCGGUCCUUCCCGGUUCCGACCCACUCAUCCCGCACCGAGAGGACGCCCAGUGGUUAGGCUGAGGGAUGCAAAUGGGCGGUUAGCUCUUCUGCAACUCCCGUCUCUCUCACCGUGCGCUGUGCAAACGGGCCCGCGCCGCCCGCCCGCCACCCCAGCACCGAUUACUGGGCCUCUGUGACCCCGUCCGACCUGACUGUUGGUAAAGAUUUGCUCAUUGCGCCAGUUUGAAAUCCCCCGAGAGGUUUAGCAGUACGUACGCGACCGUCAAGCCGAUGCCAAAUGACAUUUUUUGCCUUCCAAGCCGUUGCCUUAACGUGAUUUUUAUACUUGUUGUAGUUGGACACAGAGGACAGAGAGGACGUGUUGUUCCAGCUUUGAGGUCAGGUGGGCGCCUCUGCGUGGACACAGUCGCCAGUGGUCUCCAACCAUUUGCCUUUCAAGAGCCAGCCGAACCGCGCAGAUGUUUUCGCUGAUUAGCCGCUGAGCAGUAAAGUCACCUGUUGACGUGUUUGAUUUGGACGCGUGCCCCCUUUUUGUCGCACGUUUUGGAGAGCGCUGCACUGUUGUGGUUUGAGGUCUGACCGGCGUCUCUUUCGGGAUCUGUUGUUUACGCUGCUGUCGUCCGUCUCGGCCAAAUUUAGGAGUUUUGACGCAACGUGUUUGAGAAGUUUGGAAACUCAAUUGUUCAGCUGAAAUAUGUCUGCAAGCCUUUGCCGGACUUGUGGAAUAUUAAAAAAGGGGCUAAAGAAAUGUUGGGUACAGUUAAAUCGCUUAAGACACGGGAGGUUCUGCUGUGGUUCUGUUUGUAGCUUCGUGGCCCAUCGACAGGAGAUCUUAUUCACAACUUCUGCUGUAAUAUUUUAAAAUGUAAAACAGGGGAACACUUGUUUUCUACAGAUUUGAAAUGCUAUUUGACCAAACAUCAGAUGUCGGAAGAGUACGAUGUAGAAUCGUAAAAAGGGUCAUUUUUGGGGGGGGGGGAUUCAGCAGUAAAGCACUUAAAGGCAACUGUUAAGAUGCAGCAGAAAGUAAGCAAUUCACCAGGCAACUGAUUCCUAGAAUUCCUAGAAAUCCGACAGAAGCCAUUCUUGGGUAUCUGAAGUCCGCUGGGCUCGAUUGCGCGCCGAUGAUUAAACGUGGUGUGACCUACUGCCGCAGCGCUUACCGGGUUCUGUUCCGCCUCUUUCCUUUACACGCAACUCACGGGUAGGUAAUCCAUAUUGGAUAUAGUGAUGGUGAGAGUGUUCCUUUACAAGUGAAAUGCAAUCCAACUUUCUUCCUGUAUAUUACAGAUUAUCGCCGUGAUAAAGCUCCCGCUGCCUCCUUUGUCACAUCACAUAGAGAACUCCGUCCAAAUAGAAAUCAUUCCUACUGCUGGGUCACAAGGAGUGCAGCUGCUGCAGCUGCAGUAGCUGGUGUAGCUGGUGCAGGUGGUGCAGGUGGUGUAGCUGCAGUAGCUGGUGCAGCUGGUGCAGGUUGUGUAGCUGCAGUAGCUGGUGCAGCUGGUGCAGGUGGUGUAGCUGCAGUAGCUGGUGCAGCUGGGGUCAGUAAACCCGAAACAGUAGCCGUUGGCCGCGCUUUUGAAAACACUCUUCUGCAAGAGGCCGUCCUCUAAAAACGGGGAUGUCACGGCAUCUAAGCGCAGCAAACGUCGUCCUCCUGUUGUGCGGUUUGAGAUAUCUGAAUAUGAAAUUCACUUAAAACCAAACUGUUCUUACCGAGGAUCCACCCAGUCAAUAGAUUGUUCAUUUGGGGAUUUCGUCUGGGCUGAGAGGACAUGAGUUCUGUUCCAUGGCUGCAAAGAACAGUUUGCUGCUGUAAAACCUGCUGUGAUUGUUUUGUUUUUUUAAGCAGAGGCAAUGCUGUGUUCUUACUUUUUGUAUUUUCACUUUGUUUCUACGUUGAUACACCCGAAGUCCUUUCCUGAUACUUAGUUUUGUAUGCAUAUGCAGUAUAAUAUAUAUAUAUAAAAGAUUUUCUAUAUUUGUCUUUGACUAUCCUGGAAUUGGUGCGAUUAUGUAAUCGUUCUUAAUCAAUCAAUCUAGGUUGACGCCGACCCCUUUUCUGAAUAAGUUGUGUUCACAUUUACAAUGAGAGAAUCGUUAAUGACUUUAAUCCUAUUUGUGUCGUUGGAGAAGUGCAGACCGACUAGUUACAUACAGGCUGCAACUGAUUAUGUCCAGAAUCAGAGUUAGUAAAGCGCAUGUCAUCUUAGCUCCAUUAGCUGAAGAAUAAAUGAUUACUAACUAAGGAUAAUAUACUUUUCUCAAAAUGCCAAUUGUUUCAAUUUAAUGUAAAGAAACCGUACCAAAAAAAUAAUUCCUACGCUGCUAAAAAAACUGUCCACCAGGGCCUCUUUGUGUUGAGGCUAUAUGAACAUAUAGAUACAAAUGACAUGUUCAAACAAGUCAAUUUACAAGACGAGACGCGCUGAAGCGUUUUGUGACAAGCGUCACAGUGACCUCCUGUGGUAGUUCACCAACAAAACUCUACAGCAGCAGCCAACGGUUCAUUUUAGCACACAUUACUGUAUUAGGAUCCAAAGUUGAUGCUUAUAGGCAGUACAUCUUAAAAAGGAACAUUAGAAAUUCUAGCAAGUACAUUUCCGUACCUUUAUAAAAAGACAAAACCUCUCCAGGUGAAUUAAGUUCUUUGUUGCUAAUCCUUCAUCCGGUGUGAUCCGGCACAGGUCCAUUCAAGCUCUCAACGCAUGUUGCUCUAGUUUAUUUUAAUAAUUCACUUUUUCUACAAGCCACUUUUUGCUGAAAUAAAGGCAGACCUGUACAUAAUUUGAGUGAGCCUUCUGUAUAAAUAUAUAUAUAUAUAUAUAUGGGUGAGAGGAGGUAGAAAGGUUGCAGACAUGGAUGCGUCCUUCUUCCUACAGUUACACGAUGCCAAGCUGAGCUGUAGUGGAACCGUUCAAAUGCAUCAGUGGUUAUUUUACAUGUUUGUCAACCAGAAAUGUGCUCAAGUUUUAAUGUAAAAAGCCAUCAAUCCAUGUCUGUGGUUAAAUGAGAUGUCACACACGAGGUCAGCCAGUCCAACAAGCUUCAGUAGUUAAGAGGCUUCUGCUAUAAAUUCAUAAGAAGCUACAUGAUAGAAAGACUGUAUAUAGAUGAUGAUGGGGGUGAAAACCAGGAAAUCUUUGUAUUUCUGAUGUUAAUGGGUUUUCUUUGUCAUGGUCUCAAAACAACGUUGAGGCCAAACAAGGUCAGAAAUAAGGCAGCAAAGAGUAUGUACCCAUAACAAAGUCAUCACUCUGCUCAUAUGUAUUUUAUAUUUAUUUCAUUGAAUUGUGUAACUUUAUAAAAAAGAAAAAACACCUAAAUUAUUCUUGGUUUUACAUUCAUUUAUUUACAUGAUUUCUUGAUGAACUGCCCUCAUGUACAAAUAAAGUCUAUUUGUUUCUACUCUGA
Messenger RNA from Gasterosteus aculeatus aculeatus (three-spined stickleback), 5723 nucleotides. It is a transcript of the gene mafk, whose product is annotated as v-maf avian musculoaponeurotic fibrosarcoma oncogene homolog K. Gene Ontology annotation, cellular component: nucleus. Lineage: Eukaryota; Metazoa; Chordata; Actinopteri; Perciformes; Gasterosteidae. Gene Ontology annotation, molecular function: DNA-binding transcription factor activity, RNA polymerase II-specific; RNA polymerase II cis-regulatory region sequence-specific DNA binding. The record is from RefSeq and is a predicted model, not a curated record. Gene Ontology annotation, biological process: regulation of transcription by RNA polymerase II.